Messenger RNA from Cryptococcus amylolentus CBS 6039, 4959 nucleotides. RefSeq lists its product as hypothetical. The coding region runs from base 1 to 4959 and encodes 1652 amino acids. The transcript is spliced from 16 exons. NCBI's taxonomy places the organism in Eukaryota, Fungi, Basidiomycota, Tremellomycetes, Tremellales, Cryptococcaceae. The record is from RefSeq and is a predicted model, not a curated record. Gene Ontology annotation, cellular component: fungal-type vacuole; membrane. Gene Ontology annotation, biological process: transmembrane transport. Gene Ontology annotation, molecular function: ATP binding; ATP hydrolysis activity; ABC-type peptide transporter activity.
AUGGACCACCACCAGCUGGCACAGGCCGCACUCAGCCUCCCGCCCCUCCUCCACGUCGCAAAGGCAAAAUCCCACCCGCCCCCGCUCAUCUUCCGCCACUCCCUCUUCCUCUUCCCCCUCUUUGUCGCCGCCUCCAUCCUCAUCCUCCUCCUCUCCUGGACUAUCCCAAAACUCUACAAGGCCAUCAAGUCCAAGUUCAGCAAGCACGGGUACGAGCGGAUCCUCGCGCGCGAUGACGAGCUGGGCGUAGAGACCGAGGCCGUCGAGGUCGUCGCUGCCCCGCCGGCCAUGCCGUCUGGCGGACUCUUGGACGACUUCAAGAAACACGUCCGGUCCAUGCGGGAAUACGGCACGGUACUCUUUGCUCUCGAGGUCAUCCGCACGCUUUGUCUCUGUGCGCUGCUCGGCCUCAGUAUCUAUGCGACCAUCCUCGCCGAAUCGCCGGUGGAAAACAGCACAGACCUCGGCGAUGUGGAUAUUUUGAAAAAACACUGGAAAGGCAAAAAGGGCAAAAAGAGAAAGCACCACCACAAGUCGACGGUCGAUGACUAUUCGAGCUUGGAAUGGGGAGAGUUUGGGGUCUCGGGGUUCUACCUCUACACCUUGGUCUUUUCAUUCCUGCUUCUCACCCUUCGGCCGGCCACUCCCCUGAGGCGACACCUCAUCGCCCAUCUGGAUGUACUCUUGCUCUUGGGUUUCGCCGUCUAUGCCUAUAGAGACUACUGGCCCCUGUUCACAUUCAACCUCGAACCCGCCGACAUUCACAACGCCAUCACCUGGUCCCGUGCCGUUAUUCUCACCAUCGCCGCCGUCGUCAUCCCGCUCAUCCGGCCUCGUACCUACACACCUGUUGACCCCGAGAACCCCACCCCACCAGGCGAGGUGCACCCGGAGCAGACGGCGCCGAUCUUGUCGUACAUCUUUUUCGAGUAUAUGACGGGCUUGGUUUGGAAAGCUUGGAAGUCGCCAAGCUUGCCUUAUGAAGCGCUGCAUCCGUUGGCGGAUUAUGACGGGGCUGCUUAUCUAUAUAGUCAAAACAUGGACAAGCUCGACCCGGUCAAACGUAAAGCCAAGGGCCUCAAGCGCCGCAAUCUCGUCAUCCUUCUGGCCUCCAUCUUCAAGGAAGAGAUCGUCUUUGUCUGCGCCAUGACCAGCAUCGCUGCUAUUCUCGAGCUCUCUGGGUCUGUCGGCAUCAACCAGCUCCUCGACUAUCUCGAGAAGGACGGCAAAGGACACACCCUCCGCCCCAUCGUCUGGAUCAUUGUCCUCUUUGCCGGCCCUACCCUCUCUUCAAUGGCUCUCCAGUUUUACAUCUUCACCACCACUCGUACUCUCGUCCGGACCGAGGCGCUGCUCACGCAAUUGCUGUUUGAUCAUUCGCUGAGGUUGAGGAUGAAGGAUCAGGACGCAGUUGUGCCUGUGGUGACUGUCGAAGAGAUUGUGGACCAUGCUCCCGGGGCACCUGAAGAGUUGCUUCAUCAAGCGGACAGUGAGACAGAGAGAGAGACUGCUGUCGCCCCUUCGACGGAAGCUACCGAAGUUGGGAGCUCUGCCGGUUCCGACAAGGACAAGGCUACGUCUCGCAAAGCUGCCGCCGACGCUGAAGCUCAAAAGACCAAGGGCCAAGGUCUGGCGGGCAAGAUCAACGUCCUCAUGGCUGCCGACAUUGAUGCUCUCAUCGAAGGCCGUGAUCUUGCCCUCGUCUUUGUCUACACUCCAAUCCAGUUUGUUCUGUGUAUCGCCCUGCUGUAUAGGAUCCUCAGCUGGAGUUCCCUCAUCGGGAUGCUUACCAUGUUCAUUACUCUCCCUCUCCCCGGCCUGCUCACCAAGCUCAACGCGCAGUUCCAGCGGAAACGGAUGCUGGCAACGGACUCGAGGAUCGAUACCAUCACUGAAGCGAUCGGUGCGCUGAGGAUUAUCAAGAUGUUUGGCUGGGAGGACAGGAUCAAGGAGAGGGUGGCGGCAAAGAGGGAGGAUGAGUUGACGCUUAUUUGGCAGAGGAGGUUGAUGACACUCUUUACGACUCUCUUGAACACUGUACUGCCCGUCUUGACGAUGACGGUGACCUUUGCCGUCUACACUACUGUUCAGAAACAGCAACUCACGGCGGCCAAAGUCUUUACCAGUAUGACGGUGUUUGAACUCGUAAAGGGACAAAUGGGCAUGACUUUCUACUUGUUGAACUCUAUCGUCACUGCUUGGGUGUCUGUCGGUCGACUUGACAAGUUCCUGCACGAGGCAACCUUCCAGAGCGAAAUGAUCGACGAGUACGCUGAAGAGGCUUCUACUGACGACAAGCCCGAAGGCUUGCUCAAAGCUGAAGAAGACGGUGUCGUUCGAUUCCACGAGGCCACCUUCACCUGGGACCCCAAGCCGUCAAACAAAGAUGAUCAAGGUUUCAAGCUAGUCAUUGAAGAUGCCGCAUUCGUCAAGGGCAAGAUCAACUUGAUUGCUGGACCUACCGGUAGCGGCAAGAGUUCUCUGCUCAAAGCACUGGUUGGUGAACUUCAUUUCCACCGAAAAGCCGGUUCAUUCUUCCAUCUGCCCCGCUCGGGUGGUGUCUCAUAUGCCGCCCAAGAAAGCUGGUGCUCCUCCGACUCUAUCCGCGACAACAUCCUUUUCGGCGAGCCCUUCGAAGAGGCCCGAUACUGGAAGGUCAUCAGCGCCUGUGGGCUUGAACCUGAUCUAAAGCUCUUUGAUGACGGUGACCACACCGAAGUCGGAGAGAAGGGCAUCACGCUGAGUGGCGGGCAAAAGGCGAGGAUCACUUUGGCGAGGGCCAUCUAUAGCAGGACUGCUGUUGUGCUUCUGGACGACAUAUUCUCUGCUUUGGACACCCUGACUUCUAGGUGGAUCAUCGACAACUUGUUCACUGGCGACCUUGUCAAGGACCGAACUGUCUUGCUCAUUACUCAUCAUCUCCAUCUCAUUGCUCCUGUUGCCGACUAUAUCAUCACUCUCAAUGAGGACGGUACUGUCCGAUCGCAAGGUUCUGUCAAUGAGGCAGCUCUCGACCAGGGCGAACUCGAGGAGGCCGAGGCGGCCGAGGACCAAGAGAUUAAGGAUGCCGAAGAAGAGGAAAAGAAGGAAGAGAAGAAGCCCGCUGCCAAGCUCAUCAAGGAUGAAGAAAAGAGCGAGGGACGUAUCUCCAAGAGAGCUCUCUUUGCGUUCUUCAGAACUUUCGGCGGCCCCGUCUUCUGGUUCCUCUACUUUGGACUCCUUGUCGGUGGUCAAGCCAUGUCCUCUUUCGAGACCUACUGGCUCGGUCGCUGGGCUCGCGCUUACGACGAGUCUGGGACCCCCAAGGACGUCUCUGUGGCAUUCUACCUCGGCCUGUACUUUGUCUUUGUCCUCAUCGGUCUUGUCGAGCUAGCUGCUUCGGCUAUCCUGUUCUACAUCGGUGCCGUCAAGGCGUCUAGAGAAGUGCACAGGAGACUGGUGAAUUCCAUCUUUGGAGCUUACAUGCGAUUCCUGGACUCUACUCCUGUUGGUCGAAUCAUCAGCAGGUUUACCAAAGAUAUGAAAUCCGUGGAUGGAUCUUUCACCGAGACUUUCGCGAAUGUUGCCGAUGUCACCGUCGGCCUUGCGCUCAAGAUCAUCGUGGUUGUGUCCUUGGUGCCGUUAUUCUCUCUUCCCGCUGUCUUCAUUGGUCUUCUUGGAGGUACCAUCGGCGAGAUGUACAUUCACGGUCAGCUCAGUGUCAAGCGAGAAAUGUCCAACGCCAAGAGUCCUCUCUUCUCUCACUUUUCUGCCGCUUUCAAUGGUAUCGUGUCGAUCAGGGCUUAUGGUGCUCAAGACAAGAUGCGCAAUGAAGCUCAGAGGAGGGCGGACAAGUAUACGCGUGCGGCCGCCAAUCCGAGCAAUAAUGCCAAAUUCAUCUCUGAAUCAACUGACGUUUAUUUCAGCUUCAACUUCAACCGAUGGGUCACGGUACGACUUGACAUGUUGGGUGGUCUCUUUGCUGCCUGUCUCGCUGCGUUCUUGGUGUACGGUCCCCGACUCGAUGCCUCCACCGCCGGUUUCGCUCUCUCACAGGCCAUUUCAUUCUCUUCCAUGAUCCUUUGGUGGGUCAGAAUGGUCAACGAGAUGGAGGUACAAGGCAACUCAGUAGAGCGUAUUCAAGACUAUCUAGACAUCCCUCAAGAACCCGCCUUUGAUGACCGCAAGCAACCCUCUGCCGCUUGGCCCACAUCUGGAGAAAUUGUGCUUGACGGACUCUCUGCCAAAUAUUCCAACGAUGGCCCUAUCGUCCUGGACGAACUCAAAGUCUCCAUCAAGAGCGGUGAAAAGGUCGGCAUUGUUGGGAGGACAGGGAGUGGAAAGUCGACCUUGGCUUUGGCUCUCUUGCGAAUGCUGCCUACCACAGGCAAGGUGCUGAUCGAUGGGGUCGAUACUGCCAAGAUCAAUUUGCACGCCCUGAGGUCGAAUGUGACUAUCAUUCCGCAAGACCCGAUCCUUCUUUCCGGUAGCUUGCGAUUCAACCUCGACCCCUUUGGUGAGCACGACGAUGCCGAGCUCAACGACGCGCUUCAAUCCUCUGGCCUCGGUGACACUCGUCAAAGCGGAAACUCGGGUAGUAUCACCCCUCAACGUCUGUCGCUCGACACCCACAUCUCAGCCGGUGGUGGUAAUCUGAGUCAGGGCCAAAGGCAGCUGGUGGCCCUUGCCAGGGCUCUAGUGAGGAACAGCAAGGUUCUCAUUCUUGAUGAGGCAACUGCAUCUGUCGAUUUCGAAACCGAUACUCUGAUCCAACAAUCUAUCAGGGAUCUUCCAUCUUCUUGCACCGUUCUUACCGUGGCGCACCGUCUGUCCACUGUCAUGGACUAUGACAAGAUUCUCGUGCUCGGUGCUGGAAAGGUGCUCGAAUACGACACUCCCAAGAACCUGCAACAGAACAAGGAAAGCUAUUUUGCCAAGUUGGUCCAGGCGAUGGAGGGUAAAGAUGUCGAUAGCACGUAA